Molecule: messenger RNA, 1641 nt
Organism: Torulaspora globosa
Lineage: Eukaryota; Fungi; Ascomycota; Saccharomycetes; Saccharomycetales; Saccharomycetaceae
Gene: UTP7
Product: Utp7p
Exons: 1
Coding region: 1-1641 (546 amino acids)
Biological process (GO): maturation of SSU-rRNA from tricistronic rRNA transcript (SSU-rRNA, 5.8S rRNA, LSU-rRNA)
Cellular component (GO): 90S preribosome; nucleolus; small-subunit processome
Molecular function (GO): protein binding
Source: RefSeq, a predicted model, not a curated record
AUGGCAAAACCGAGUGGCAAAAGGAGAGAAAACCAGGAGGCGUUUGAAAGGGCUCCCAGAGCUGGUGUUAACAAGUCGCGCAGGAAGAUCAGAGAUAAGAAGCUGAGAGCUGGCUUGAAGAGGAUAGAUGAGCAAUAUAAUCAUGCAGUUUCAUCCGCAGCCGCGACCCAGUAUCUGUUGCCCGAAUCGGCAGGUUAUUUAGAAGCUGAAGAUGAGAUGGAAAAGACUUUCAAGGUUAAGCAAGACGAAAUCAAAGAAAGCGUGGAUGCCAGUACGGCAAACAAAGCAUUGAAUCUUUCUUUGAAAGAAUUUGGGCCAUAUUACAUCAAUUACUCGAGAAACGGGACAAGUUUACUGAUCGCUGGUCGCAAGGGCCAUAUUGCGUCAAUGGAUUGGCGGAAAGGCGCUCUCCGCGCAGAGCUUAAUGUCAAUGAGGCUUGUUAUGCGGCCACGUACCUCCAGAAUGAACAGUUCUUUGCUGUAGCUCAAAAAAAAUACACCUUCAUCUACGAUCAUGAAGGAGUCGAAUUGCAUCGUCUAAAGCAGCACAUAGAGGCCAGGCAUCUGCAGUUCCUACCGUAUCAUUAUCUGCUUGCCACCGCAGGAGAGACUGGUUGGCUCAAAUAUCAGGACGUCUCGACGGGACAACUGGUAGCGGAACUUAGAACUAAGCUGGGUCCUACAACGGCAAUGGCCCAGAACCCUUGGAACGCUAUCAUGCAUUUAGGCCACAGUAAUGGUACUGUGACGCUUUGGUCGCCAUCGAUGCCUCAGCCAUUGGUCAAAUUACUCUCUGCGAGAGGUCCGAUUACGAGUAUUGCCAUCGAUAGGGCCGGAUACAACAUGGUAACAGCGGGCGCAGAUCAAUCAGUCAAAAUCUGGGACAUAAGGAACUUCAAAGAGCUACAUACAAUCGAUAACUUUCCAACGCCCGCCUCGAAUGUUUGUAUAUCGGAUACAGGUCUUGUUGCAAUCUCCCGCGGUCCUCAUUUACAGUUAUGGAAUAACGCAUUGAAAGCUGGAGCAGAGAACAAACCCUGCUUUGGAUCCAUGGGACGGAAUUAUAGAAAUACCCCUUACAUGUCUCAUCUCAUGCCAGGUAAUAAGAUAAACAAUAUGCAGUUUGUGCCUUUCGAAGAUCUUCUGGGUACGGGUCACAAUGAUGGUGUGACAAAUCUCAUUAUACCGGGUGCUGGUGAAGCCAAUUACGAUGCUCUAGAAAUAAAUCCUUUCGAGACGAAGAAGCAGAGGCAAGAGCAAGAGGUAAGAACCCUGUUGAACAAAUUACCGGCUGACAGUAUAACUCUGGAUCCAAAUGUGAUAGGCACUGUCGAGAAGAACGCUUCCAGUCGAAGAUUGACUGCGAAGGACUUAGCAGAGAUAAGUAACGAAAACCUGGAUAAGGCAAAACUUAACAAAGAUAUUCCCCAGGUUAGACCCGAUGUCAAGGGCAAAAACUCAGGAUUGCGCUCAUUUCUUCGUAAGAAGACUCAUAAUGUUAUUGAUGAAAGGAAACUAAGAGUCCAAAGACAGAUGGAAAAGGAAAAGAGCGCUCGUCAAAGAAAGCACCAGGUUAAGCAGGGUCUGAUUACCGAAGAUCAUAAAGACUUGGUAGACGAAGCACUCGGAAGAUUUUCAUGA